Chiloscyllium plagiosum (whitespotted bambooshark) is the source of this 4137-nucleotide messenger RNA. NCBI's taxonomy places the organism in Eukaryota, Metazoa, Chordata, Chondrichthyes, Orectolobiformes, Hemiscylliidae. The record is from RefSeq and is a predicted model, not a curated record.
UGCAUUGAACCUGAUUUGCAAACUAUUUUGGAGUGACUCUGUGCUACCUGAAAUAAGCCUGGCGAUUGGAACAGCUUUGGCCACGUUUAAUGCAUUAAUGAUCAGUCAGCGUUGAGCACACUAGAAACGGUCCGUUCGAGGGGUUUGUCUUGCUGCAAAUAUUGCUAUCACCCACAGCUACAAAAAAAACCCCUCUUUUCAAACACAAAUUUUCCUCAACCUGGAUAAUUUUAUGUUAGCCAUGCUGUUUAUUUCACGCUCUCUUCCUCCCCUCCCCUCCUGAAGCUGGGAAAAAUAUGACUUUGUGAAUGACCAACUGCAUCAAACACUGGCUCCUUUCCCUUUUGCCACUCCCUUACAUCGAGGGGGCUUCCCCUUUCGGUGCCCCCCCCCCCCCCCCCCGAGAAUGAGGGCUGCCUCUGUGUCAUGCUCUGUCAUUGUCUGCCUGUUCCAGUCCUGGAUAUAGCGCGGGCGAGCGCACUUUCAAAUGAGAAUUCAGCAAAGGCGAGCACUUGAGUCGGAGCAGUGGCGUCUGCUUGUAUUUGAGGGUGUUCUCACUAGAGUUGAGAGACAUUCUUUGCUGUGAAAGCUACAGGAAACAGCGAACGUGCGUAAACCCACAAUAAGGAUUCCGGUUGACUAUUAGAGGACUGGAACGUUGCCGUUUCCCCAACUUUUAAAAGGGACGACGAGAAUCUUGAGGUGUACAAGGCAGGUUCAGACAUCGCCAUGAGUUCAGAGGCUGAAGGCACUGAAUCCCAGACAAUUGUGAAUGGGCUUCCAACGAACCAGCAGCAGCAUGAUCAAGAAACAGACCCAUCAAAGAUCACUGUAGGCAAAGGGUCGGUGACUAUGCGAAUAACCUCUGCGUGUGUGGAACCUCCAGAAGCUGACAGGCCACCAAAUGAAGAUUCCCAACAAUCAACCAGCCCUGAGCUGCCAAGUUCAAAGACAGACGCAGAUAGUUGGAUGCCACCUUCAGCUGGCGAUGCGAAUGGAGAUGCCACCUCAUCAUCGCUGGCAGCUAAAGGAUUUCGCAGUGUGCGCCCACAUCUGCCAACAGAGUACAAACCACAACUUCAGGAUGUGCAGUCCACAGUAAGUGAAGGAGAAUUGCCUUGUACGAGUCUGGAGUCACAUCUUGGCCUUGCCUCAUCGAGCAGGCUUUCGGCCUACCCAUCCACCACCUUCGUGAAUCCUACUAUCGUUCUGCUUCAGCACAACCGAGAACAGCAGAAACGUUUGAACAGCCUGUCAGAUUCUGUGCCAGAAACAGUAACUGAUCAUAAAACGCAAGUUGCAGCUUCAGACGGAAGUGUUCCUCCUGUGCACACAGCAGCAGCGAUGGAUAAUAAAUGGCAGAAAGUCACCCAGGUGCCUCAGUCCUCCUUCAUAGCGCCUGAAGACCUGGGUAUCAAGAAUGUCGAGAGGCCCAAAGAUUGGUACAAGACCAUGUUCAAACAGAUUCACAAAGUCAGCAAAGACACUCCUGAGGAAAAUCCGUAUCACCCUACAUACAGCUUUCCUGAGCUUCCUGAAUGCCAGCAGAAAAGAGAAGAAACAGUCACUUACACCCCAACCUAUGUCUUCUCCGAGAUUGCUCAGAGAGAGUUUCUCAAAGCAGAUGAUGACGUGGAGUACUACUCCCCACGGUACCAUUAUUCUGAAGACAUGAAAGGUCAGACAGUUGUGCCUCGUUCCAAAAGCGCAGGAGACACUAUUGACUUGGAGAUGACUGAGCGGAGAUCAGCGACCCUGCCUCUACCUACUCGGUCAUCAUCAUUGAAGCCCCUCUCUGAAAGGAACGACUGGGGACCUCUAGACAAAAAAGUAGACACGAGGAAGUAUCGUGCUGAACCAAGGAGCAUUUUUGAUUAUGAACCUGGAAAGUCUUCCGUGCUCGCUCAUGAGAAAACGAAGACAGAAGAAAAGAUUGAGAAAGACCCUGCGCAGGCUUUGACCCAGAAUAGAACCAUUGGCUACACAACUGAUCAGGUUCAGAGUGAAAAUCUGUCAAAUCGUCAUGAAGAGGAGACAGGGCGAGAUAAGCGGGACAUAAGUCCGGAAGAAAUAGAUUUAAAGAAUGAACCUUGGUAUAGAUUCUUUUCGGAGCUGGAGUUUGGCAAGCCGCCUCCAAAAAAGAUUUGGGAAUAUACGCCGGGAGAAUGCUCUAUUCUUUCUGUAGAGAAUAGAAAGGAUCAGCUAGAGAAAGAUCUCUAUCUCUACCAGGCUGAGCUAGACACAGACUUAGAAAAAAUGGAGAAGCUUUUUAGAAGCCACGACACCCAAUUUUGCAAGAAUGCAGCGCUGAAUUCUCCCUUGGAAAUCCCAUCUGAGUGCUCAAAUUAUUCCACAUUUUUGUCCAAUUCCCAUGCAGUGAGAAGACAGUCAGAGGCUGGCACAGGGGAGCCAGUCAGCCAGGAGAACGAGAGGCUAAUCUACAAGACCGUUCUGGAAGGGGGCGAUAUUCCAUUCCAGGGGUUGAGCGGCUUGAGCAAGAGGACGUCCAGCUCCUCUUCAACCAAAGUGGAUUUUAAAGGUGGGAAUGGCCACAGCAUUUCAACUACUUCACUUUAUAGUACGCCGGUUAACUCUAGUAAUAUGCUAGGUAAUAAAUGUAAACAUAAGACGCCCUUGUCCGCAGCAAAGGCCUGCAUUUCUGAAAUCCUUCCCUCAAAAUUCAAGCCCAAACUACUGGUAGAGAGCAUCCGUGCCCAGGACAGAGAGGGUGACGCUCGCUGUCCACAGAGGGCUCAGAGUUACGAAAACCUCCUCGGCGUCGUCUGCAAACUCACCAGCAAGAAAGUGGCGGUGAAAGAGACUGGGCGAAGUGCCGAGUCUCUCUCCCUGGCAGAAAGCGAGGAGCCCAGCCUUUGUUCAAGUGGCCGUGGGAGGCUGCAGGAACUGCCUGCCGAUCCCGGGAGAGGUGGUCUUCCGAAUGGCUGUGGUGACGACACAACGGCCUUUACCAAAACCUGCCAAAGUACCUGUCAGAUGGAUCGCUCGCUGCCCCCAGGAGCCCUGCCCACCUCCAUGGUGAGAGCCAUGGUGUUUCAGUUAGAAUAUGAUCUGAAAGGCCACUGCAGGCAGAACUUGAGUCAAGAUGGGUUGAGCCAGGCCCCAGACUAUUCAGUGUCCUCCAGGGUCAAUGAAUUUGAGCAGAUCAUCCAGAGGUCACGGUCGAUGCCUGCACUAGAUGCUCCCACUGGCUCUACACCACACAGGAGCCCAGUGCCACCUCACUCCAGGCUUUUCCUACAUGCGGCCCACUCUGUCGAGAGUCUAUUGGAGCCCUCUCCACAAUGCCACGACAAGACGGGAUCUGACAUUAACAUAACCACCCGGCACGCUUCCAUCUCCAGCAGCGAUCCUGAAGAAGUGGCAUCGGAGCUUAGUGAAGUGGUGGUUACAGAGUCACUGUGCCCUGCUAUUGAUGACAAGGCGGACGGCCUCUCCACCAUCUCGGCUGACAGCUCGGGCAGUAAAGAUCGCCCUCUGAGCGCACGCAUCAACAACCGUUGCCAAGGAGCCUGCCCCGCCUCCUACACCCGCUUCACCACCAUCCGCAGGCACGAGAAGCAGGCAGCAAGCCCCUUGGAUCCCAGGCAGGCCACACAGCAGCACCUCCCAAACCCUCUCUCCAGGAAUCUCUACCUCCUCAGCCCGAGGCCCUUCCGACUGAAAAGACCCUUUUUGCACAGGCUGAGAAAGCCAAUAGCCCAGCCAGACUCGGACGGCCAUGUGGUGGUGGAGCAUGAGAAAGGAAGUCUGCCUUGUAACCCAGGUGGACAUGGGUCACUUUCAAACAAUGGGCCGACCCUUCCCAGACGCACCACGUCCUUUCGUAUUUUGGAAAAGAUGUGCAGCCCGGCCAUGACUGGACGUUGCCGAGAUAAUGGCAUCUUUCAGCAUCCUGAUCUCCCGGGGGAAUCUGCGAAUGGGAAUCUUGUUCCAUUAGCUGUAUUCGAUGAGGUCGACCCAAACAACAAUCGGCAAAAUGUACUGGGCGUGUACCUGAAAGGUGGACUUUCCAGUAAUUCACUGGCAUCUUGUCUGUUGUUGUAUUUCUCCUCACCACCCCCCCCCCCUCCAUUUUGUGCUCUUUGUUUUUGUAAUCUGUGACAUUCCAAUUCUUGC